Molecule: messenger RNA, 327 nt
Organism: Trichomonas vaginalis G3
Lineage: Eukaryota; Parabasalia; Trichomonadida; Trichomonadidae
Exons: 1
Coding region: 1-327 (108 amino acids)
Source: RefSeq, a predicted model, not a curated record
AUGCAUUCAGGCCGCCCACACUACCACGUCAAGGCUAAGUGGAUCGCUUUUACUGACUAUACUUCUGGUAAGGGUGAGUUUUUUGAACUAGAUGAAAAAGGUAAUCUUUUAAAGAAGAAUGCUGGCAAACUUGAGCCAACACGCGUUGUUCAGUACCAAAUCAACACAGGGGCACCACCACCUCCAGUCGCGUUAAUCGAGGAACCAAAGAAGGAAGAGAAUUGCGAGUUUACUUUCGUUCCUCCACUUUCAGAUGAUUUUGAUACAUUUGUUGAUAGCAAUGUUGCUCUUGUUGAUGAACCGUUCUUUGAUUAUGUUGUUUUUUAA